CGAUCUUGGUGACAAUGGAGUAAGGGAUACCAUACCAGCUUGGAUUGGGGAAAUGUCAUCAAAUUUAAUGUUUCUAAGAUUUCAGUCAAAUAACUUCUAUGGAGGUAUUUCUGACAAGCUCUGCCUACUCUCAAAUCUUCAAGUGCUGAACCUGGCACAUAAUAACUUAACAGGAUAUAUUCCUCAUUGUUUUAACAACUUCUCAAUGAUGGUAUCAAGUGAACAUGGAAGCAUUCUCACGAUAACCUACGAUACCACCAACCUUCAAAACUAUAAGGGAGGAAAUGAACUUGAGUACUCCUUUGGGAACCUUGUGCUCAUUAAAUCCAUAAGCCUCUCAACAAAUAAUUUGGUGGGUGAGAUCCCAGAUGGGAUAAUGGAUCUGGCUGCUUUACAAACUUUGAACCUUUCUCACAACCAUUUGACUGGAAGGAUCUCUGAGAAGAUUGGCAACUUGAAGCGACUUGAAACGCUUGAUCUAUCAAUGAAUGAAUUCUUCGGUGCAAUACCUGACAACUUAGCAACAAUAAACUCAUUGAGCUUCCUAAAUUUGUCACACAAUAGCCUUUCAGGGGAAAUACCAUCAGGAAAUCAACUUCAGACCUUAACCGAUCCAUCCAUCUAUGAAGGAAAUAGUGGACUUUGUGGCAAGCCACUCCCAAAGAACUGCCCCGAGAACAAGUCGCCAGCUGAAAAUGAUCCUAUCCUUGAUGACAAAGAUCAUGGUGAGUUUGAUUGGUCAUGGUUUUAUGCAGGUAUAGGACCUGGUUUUGCUCUCGGCAUCGUGGGAUUCUUGGCAAUCCUUCUCUUCAAGAGGUCUUGGCGCUAUGCAUACUUCGAGUUUCUGGAAAGUGCAAGUGACAGAAUUGCCGCAAUGAUAGCAUUGAAGACUACUCGGUGCGCGAGGAACUUCCAUUGAGUCUACACCUAUGAAAGUGCUUGUUGCGGUUGUUGAGUCAGUCAGAAUGAGCGAUUUCUUCCAGGUGAUUUUAG
Messenger RNA from Coffea eugenioides, 993 nucleotides. Its product is annotated as receptor-like protein EIX2. The transcript has 2 exons. Lineage: Eukaryota; Viridiplantae; Streptophyta; Magnoliopsida; Gentianales; Rubiaceae. Bases 53 to 919 code for a protein of 288 amino acids. Gene Ontology annotation, molecular function: protein binding. The record is from RefSeq and is a predicted model, not a curated record.